Molecule: messenger RNA, 1866 nt
Organism: Marasmius oreades (fairy-ring Marasmius)
Lineage: Eukaryota; Fungi; Basidiomycota; Agaricomycetes; Agaricales; Marasmiaceae
Exons: 14
Coding region: 21-1712 (563 amino acids)
Biological process (GO): proteolysis
Molecular function (GO): dipeptidyl-peptidase activity; serine-type exopeptidase activity
Source: RefSeq, a predicted model, not a curated record
AAUCAUUCGAGGGGUUGACCAUGAUGGUCUUCGCCAGACUCGUACCGCUCACUCUUUUAUUAGCGAAUAUUGGAGUCUCUGCAAAACUCCCAGACGGUCGUCUGAAUGCCAACUUCAGACCCGCUCCCACCAUUCCUGUUAUACAAGCCCCCAUGAAUUCAGGUCCAGUAACUGGUCGCGACGGGUCCGAGCUUCCUCCCUACAACACUACUUAUUACUUUGAUCAAUUGAUCGACCACAACAAUCCUUCCCUCGGGACCUUCAAACAGCGAUUUUGGCACACGCACGAGUUCUAUGAACCUGGUGGCCCAAUCAUUCUCACAACACCUGGUGAAGCCAAUGCACAACCUUACACCCGCUAUCUCACCAACGCAACUCUCCACGGUUUAAUUGCUCAACAAGAGAACGGUUCCAUCAUUAUCCUUGAACAUCGUUUCUACGGAUUCAGUAACCCCUACCCAGACCUGACGGGAAAGAGCCUGGCACUCCAUACUAUUGAACAAGCUAUUGAAGAUUUGGAAUAUUUCGCUAAGAAUGUAAAGCUUCCGAUGCCGAACGGUGAAAAUUUAGGUCCGGAGAAGGCACCGUGGGUUUUGGUAGGAGGGAGUUACUCGGCUGCUCUGACUGGGUGGACGAUGGUCAAGAAACCCGGACUUUUUUGGGCAGGAUAUGCCUCAUCCGGUGUCGUUGAGGCCAUCUUUGAUUUCUGGCGAUACUUCGAACCCAUCCGCCAAAACAUGCCCAAGAACUGUUCCGCCGAUGUCGAAGCCGCCAUUGCCCGUAUUGAUAAGGUGUUUUCUGGCAAGGACCAAAAGGCGAUUCAGAAAUUGAAGGAUAAUUUUGGUUUGGGUGAACUUGAUCAUUUGGAUGACGUCGCCGGCGCGCUCCGAAACAACUUGUGGGAUUGGCAAAGCCUACAACCUACUUCGGGUCCUGGGACGACUUUCACGAGGUUUUGUGAUGCUCUUGAGGUCAAGGAUGGGAAAAGCGCUCCGUCAAGUGGGUGGGGUACUGAUCAUGCUAUUGAAGCUUGGGGAGCGUUUUGGAAGAAUGGGUAUCUUGAGCAAUUGUGCGGGAAUAAUAGCGUUAUCGAUUGUUUGGGCACAUACGAUCCCAACUCGACGUUCUACACUAAUACCACUAUCGACAACGUAGGACGCUCAUGGUUCUGGGUUGUAUGCAAUCAAGUAGGGUACCUCCAGGACGGUCCUCCGAAAGGCCAACCGGCGAUAGUGACGAGACUCGUUCAACCUUCCUCCGACAUCCGUCAAUGCCAAUGGAUGUUCCCCGACGUCUUCGGCCACACUCCUCCGGACAUGGAAGGCGGUGUCGAGAGGACGAAUAAAGAGUACCACGGAUGGGAUCUCCAAGUUGAUAAGUUAUUCUUUGCUAAUGGCAUACGCGAUCCAUGGCGCGAAGCCACAGUAGCCGCACAAGGUCUUAACAAACCAAGCACACCCAGACAGAUUCUUGGUCUUAGUGAUGGUUUUCAUUGCUCGGAUUUCUCGACCGCUUCGGGACAGAUUGAUGGUACGGUGGGUGAAGUGCAGAAGAAGGCGCUGAGGGCUUUGAAGGGUUGGCUUGCGGAAUGGCCGAAGGAGAAGAAGAGGGAGGAGGAGAAGGUUUCGAGGAGGGACUCCUCGACGUCUGCGGCUGCUGGAAGUUUGAGAAGAGUACAUAGUUGGGAUAGGGAGCCGGGUGUGAUGGUGUAAUCGCGUGUUACUAGAUAUUCGCUGAGGUUAAUGUCUGAAUUUGUAAAUAUGUAGCUCAUCUCUCUGUGUCCAAGUUAUUGUCCAUAAGGCUAGUUCUUUCUGCCGCGUUCAUUACCAGAUGAUAGUGAUAUUUGAUUGAAUUUCUAUAGCGCCU